Molecule: messenger RNA, 3979 nt
Organism: Spea bombifrons (plains spadefoot toad)
Lineage: Eukaryota; Metazoa; Chordata; Amphibia; Anura; Pelobatidae
Gene: AFF3
Product: ALF transcription elongation factor 3
Exons: 19
Coding region: 190-3612 (1140 amino acids)
Biological process (GO): regulation of gene expression
Cellular component (GO): super elongation complex; nucleus
Source: RefSeq, a predicted model, not a curated record
GCUGCAAUCACACGGGAAGGGAGCAUCUCCCUGGAUCACCGGCUGUGCUUCCUGGGGCAGGGGGCAUAAAGUGCCCCACACUGACAAGCAAGCACUGUGCACACUCUCCGCCUGCCCCCUGCAUGCCACUGCUCUUCCCAUGUGAUGCAGGCUGGGUAUACUCAGCACCACUGACAUUGCACCUGGACUAUGGACAGCUUUGACUUGGCUCUUCUUCAGGAUUGGGGCCUGGGUGACCUCUGUGGACAUGAACAGGACAAGAACAUACUGCACAGAAAAGAGUGGGAAAGGAAGACUCAAGAAAUACAUGAAUGUGAAGUUGAUGACUUUCAUUCCAAUUAUCCACUCUUCAGCGAGCCAUAUAAGACUAGCAAAGGGGAUGAACUUUCUAGUCGUAUCCAAAGUACUCUAGGAAACUAUGAUGAAAUGAAGGAUCUAUUGACCGAUCCGUCCAACCAGAGUCAUCUUGUUGGCAUUCCGAAAACUGACCCAUCACAUAUCCCUGUACAGAAGGUAGAGGACAAUUUUCUGCAGUAUCCUCGAGAAUCUUGUUACUCAUUGUCUGGUACUGUUCAAACAGGAAGUAUAACAUUAACUCUCCCUGUGCAGCUGACUAAACAAACCACUAUGAACUGGCAGAAUCUAGGACUUUCCCCCGAGGACCAUGAAAUAAUGAGCACAGUGGACCAAAGAAUUGAUUCUUCGACUAGUGACUUUACAAGUGGUCACCAAAAUCAUAUUAAAGACAAAAAUAGAAACUUCUCAAUAAGUCCUCCAUCAACCACAUCUUCCAUCGAUGACCCUCAACAAAAUAUGUUGUCUUCAACAGAGAAUAGUUUACCUAAUAAACAGAUGUCACAUUCAAAAUUAAAUUGUGAUUUAGAAAUCGGUAUUUUAGUCAAAGAUAAUGCUUGCAACAAAAUCAGCACUGGUGUCCAUACAAUGCAAAAUUUCCCAGGUUCUGUUGUCUCAAAGUUGAAUGUGGUACAGCAAAAGCCAACUGCGUAUGUUCGUCCAAUGGAUGGUCAAGAUCAGGUGCCAAGUGAGUCGCCAAAACUAAAGUCGUCUAUCAUUAUAAACAGAGGACUAUCCAUUAAAUCUGAUGGUGAUAGAAUGCAAAGUGACAAAAGAGACACAUUUGUGGAUCCAAACCUGGAGGAGGAUAAUGAACACACAGGCGUAGGAUUUUUCAGUUCAAAACAUGGUGAUUUGAAAGUCAGAAGCCCAACAAGUUGUCCAGCCGAAAUAUCGACAUUAGCUGAUGACUUGAAGCUGAGCAGUGAUGAAGAGGAUAUUGAUCAGCCAACAGCCAAGGGACAAGCCACUGGAAUCCAAAGCAACAGUGGUGUAGUUCAGGAAUGCAGCGGCAGAGCCUCUAGAGUCUCCAUCAAAGGCUCGAGCAGCAGUUCCAGUGAAUCUGACACUAGCUCGGAAUCGGACUCUGAGAGCGCUAGCAGCUCCAGCGAAAGUGAAAACAGCAAACCCUCCGGGUACACCAGCGAGCCUGAACAGCGAACUUCAAACAAAUGGCAGCUGGACAAAUGGCUGAACAAAGUUAAUCCACACAAGAGUUCGAUCCUCAGCAACACUGCUAGCCUAUGUUACAGUGGUAUAAAGGAAGGUGGGCAAGAUUGUGAUAAAGUGCUACAAGACAGCCAAACUGUCUGCGGUAACAGCAAAACCAGAAGCCCUGGCAGAAACGACCAGAGGACACCUUGUACUAUCCCAGCAAGUCCAGCAGUGACAGUGACAUCUUCUGUGCCUAUAGCAUUCGCCCUUCCAUCGGAAAGCCCUCCUCAAAGAAGAGCAGUUUGCAGGAAGCUAACUAGGAGAGCAGAAAGGACAUCUGGUGGUGUUAAUCAGAACUGCAAUACUCCACAUGAUACUUCCCUGAGCCAAGGGAAUGAUGGACCUGAACUAACUAAAAAUAGGCUGAUCUGUAGCAGGGGCUUGCACAGAAAAGAACCUAGGACAGUCAUACUUGGGUGUGAAAGUAGGCGGACACGAGCCCUUUGCAGAUCAGCCCCCAAAUCCAAGGAAUUCCCUGAGUCUUCAACUCAGUCUUCAGGCCAUGGCACUGAAACUGAACUUGAGGUAUCACCAGCUCCAAGAAAUAUCUGUGCUACAACACUGACUGUACCAGAAAGGACCCACGGGUUGAAAAGUUGCGAGAGCAAUAAUAUUUGUAGGCCUAAUCUUCACAAUGCGACUGGCUUUUGCAAUUCGAGGACUAGAAACAAUGCAAGCCAUGAUCUGGAAGAACAAUAUUAUACACUAGUCCCCUUUGGCAGAAAUGAGAAUGUUCACUCUUUAAAGGGAACUGAGGAGGUAAAGUCACUUUGGGUCAGGAUUGACUUGACUCUUUUAUCGAGAAUUCCAGAGAAAGCACAGCAGGAACUCAUUGCGAUGAAUUCUAGUAAGGACACAUUACCCUCAUCUCAGAGUAAAAGGUUUGCUCCAGUUCAAGAAAGCUCAAUGCUAAAAAUGCGGAGAAAGCGUAAGUAUGAAAACGAAAGCUCUCAGGAUAUGAAAAAGAACAUUGUAGAAAAGGAUGAUCCUUUACGAUUGCCUCUGCCAGUUGAUAGCUCUGAAGCCAUUAAUGGACACAGUACAAACCUCAACAGAGAUGAGAUAUCCGCUCCAGGCAAAUCCAGUUGUGGAGACAUGUUUUCAUCUUCCAGUAGAAACCGCAGGGCCGAAAGGCGGUCACCUGUUAGGCAGAGGUCACUUCAUAUUCCCUCAGACAAUACAACUGUGUGCAAUAGAGAAGAUCUACAGACAGACCAUUGGUCACCUGGAUUGAAUGGGCAUAAAGAUUCAAGGAGGACUAAGCUGUUGUUUGAUAGCACGCCACGCAAUGCAGAUCACUUUAUGCAGGAGGCCAAACGGAUGAAGCAUAAAGCAGAUGCAAUGAUGGACAAAUUCGAUAAGGUCCUGAACUAUACCGAAGCUGCCCUUUCUUUCAUUGAAUGCGGGAACGCAAUGGAACAUGGACCCAUAGAAUCCAAGUCACCAUAUGCUAUGUAUUCCGAAACAGUUGAGCUCAUAAGGUAUGCCUUGAGGUUAAAAUCCCAUUCUGCUCCCAAUGCAAGUACUCGGGACAAGAAAAUCACAGCAUUAUGUUAUCGCUGUCUGGCACUUCUCUACUGGAGAAUGUUCCGACUCAAAAGAGAUCAUGCAGUGAAGUAUUCUAAAGCUCUGAUUGAAUAUUUUAAGGGUUCAUCAAAAGUCCCUCGAGCACCUUCACCCUGGAGCACCAGUGGAAAGACCACAGGAGCUCCAUCUCCCAUGUCAAGCAAUCCUUCUCCAGUGAACCAUAAUGGAUCUCAUGGAAGUAUUCACAGCACAGGUGCCCCAUCCAGCACUUCUAUAAUCAGCAUCCCCCAGCGCAUUCAUCAGAUGGCAGCCAACCACGUCAGUAUUACCAACAGUAUCCUGCACAGCUAUGACUAUUGGGAGAUUGCAGAUAAGCUUGCCAAAGACAACAUAGAGUUCUUCAAUGAGCUGGACACAUUAAUGGGACCGAUUACCCUACACAGUUCUAUGGAACACUUGGUACAGUACACACGUCAAGGACUUCACUGGGUACGGCACAGUGCACACUUGCUUUAGUGACUUUUAACCCUGGUGGGCUUGUGUCCUCAUUUUCAAAGUAAUUGCUUUCCAAACAUUGUGCUCCGUGACAGCACUUAUCUGAAUCUCGAUGGAUAUGUCUUCAGCACUGCUUCACACAACCAUGACUUGUUUUCUGUCAAAGUGCUGGGAGAAACUUUUUACCAAAUCAUCUGUAAAGCCAAGACAGGCAUCAAGCUGUCUGAUGGAUAAACCUGAUCCCUGGACAUGCUGCACAAAAGAGAUAUUCUCUUAACAUAUCUUUUAGGACAAUAAUAUCCAGUUGUUCAAAAGAGAUUAUUCUGAUUAUAUUAUAUUGAUGGUAUAACUUAAAGAAAAUGUUUUAAAUAAAUAUUUCUUAUAUCUG